AUGUCUUUCAUGAUGUCCCUGCGUGCCUCUCUUGCGCGCCCGAAGGCCAAACUGAAGAAAGUAUGGCCUUUCGAGUCGAAAGAUACAGACCCCGCCUCGCAGACCACGAGGACCGAUCCUAAUACGAAAGAGGCGUCAGAAUCGGGAGCCUGGACCGCGGUCAGAGCUAUGCUUACCGCCGCUGAGUCUGGUGCUGAAUGGUGUGGCCCACUGAAAACAGCGAUCGGUGGGUUGAUUGAAUGGGUGGAGCUCUACGAGCGCGAGUGCGAUAUACGCGAAGAUAAAAAUGAGCUACGCGCAAAGCUUGAGCCAUUAUUGCAAGAUCUCGCUAAGCAUAUGGAGUGUCCGAGUGGGUUUGUGUCGACAGGUAGUGUCAAGCAGAUAUUCGAAGAUAUAACAAACGAAGCAAACAAAGCCACAGAAAAGCAGACUUUGACCCCAGGGAGGCGGCUGCAGGAUAUACUGAAAGGGGCGGACGAGAUACUCGACUGCUACCGGCGAAUCGACGAGCACCUUCAGCGAUUGAUGCUCAAUGUCAGUCUGAGCACGCUCAAAACGGUCAACGAGCAAUCCAUGGAGUCGCGACUCGCCAAGAUGUCGUCCGUCAAGUCUGCGUUUUACGACUCGGGGCAGGUCAAGCGAGGUGGCUGUGCUCCGGAAACACGCAAAGAACAAAUCGAGUUGCUCAUGACAUGGGCGCGUACACCAGGCUCUGGUAGAACAUGCUGGAUGAACGGCAUGGCUGGCACAGGCAAGACUACGAUCGCAUAUACCGUGUGUGAGAGGCUCGGCAGCCAGCUGGGAGCCAGCUUCUUCUGUUCUCGGACGAUCCCAGAGUGUCGGCAAGUCAACUAUAUUAUACCGUGUAUCGCCUACCAGCUCGCUCGAUUCUCUGUCCCAUUUCGCCAUGCCCUUGACAGCGUCCUGGAAGUGGACCCCGACGCGCACUGUCGAACGCUGAAGCAGCAAUAUGAGAGGCUGAUAGUGAAACCAAUGAUAGAAGUACGAGGGUCACUACCGUCGGAUGUUAUCGUUGUGAUCGAUGCCUUGGAUGAAUGCGAAGACCAAGAAAGUGUUGGCAUGAUUCUCGACCUGCUUUUGUCGCCCGGCUACGACCUCCCCGUUCGCUUCCUUGUGUCAAGUCGACCAGAGAGCGAGAUCUAUGACCGCAUGGCGGCUAGGACAGAUGGAUCGGACGAUACGCCACUGGUACUACAUGACCUAGAGGCGGAGACCGUCAGGGCCGACAUCAAGACAUACAUGCUUCAUGAGCUACGAUCUAUUAGCCUAACAGACUAUCAGUGGUCUGCUAUCCUUGACCGAUGUGGAGGACUGUUUAUAUACGCGUCAACUGUGUGUCGCUUCAUCAUGCAGGGUCACAGGUCACAUACACUCCACGAGGCAAUCCAGACGAUCACAGACUCACCAUCGAUACCGGUGCACGGGGCAAACCCUAUUGACAGACUAUACCUCACGAUCUUGACCAGGGCAUUCGAAAUGACCGAACAGAGCAAAGAGAAUGUACGGCGAAUGAAAGCUGUGCUGGAGACGGUGAUAUGUGCGGUCGAGCCGAUGACGCUGGACGCAAUUCGGCCUCUACGGUCGGUGCUGAACGUGGUGAAGGAUAGGGAGGUAGUGACUACCCUACAUGCGUCUUUUCCAGACUUUAUGCUGUCCGCUGAUCGAUCUGGCGGAUUUCAUUGUGACCCCGCAAUGCGACAUGCUGAGAUAGCUAGCGCCUGCCUGCGUACGAUUGAUAGGACAAUGCCCAACUUCAACAUAUGCUGCCUACCUUCAUCUUACCUGCUUGACAGUGAGGUGGAUGACCUGAGUGAACGAAUGAGGAGGUCGAUCUCGCCCGGGCUAGUUUAUGCCAGUCGCUACUGGUCAACGCAUUUAUAUCUGAGCGAACACCGAGCCGAGCUAGAGAAUGCAGUUAGCAACCUGUUUACGCAAAGGCUGCUGCUUUGGCUGGAGAUCAUCAAUCUAUCAGGCUACAUCCGCCACGCUGUUAAUAUCGUACAACGGGCCGAGAGGUGGUGCAAGAAUAUAACAGAGAUCAGCCAUGAUGCCGAGCAGUUUGUCUCAAUAUAUGCUAAUCACCCAGUAUCGCUCAGCACCCCGCAUAUAUACGUCUCGAUGCUUCCAUUCUGGCCACGAACUCGACCAAUCUCGGCCGCAUAUAUGGCAAGGACAGCCGGGUUUGUCGAGCCAAAAGGGACGGUGAUGAGCCAGAGAAAUCUGGCACUAAUGGCUACUUGGAAGGUUUCAAGCGGGCCGGUCAAUUCGAUGAGUCUGUCGGCUGAUGGAGCUCGACUCGCAAUCACUACCUCGGACAACAUCAAUAUACUCGACGCUUCUACGGGUGAAAUCAUAGACAGUCUCGCCAACCAGCUCACACAAGGGGUCAGCUGUGCUGCCAUAUCACCCAAUGGAACUCAAGUGGCGUUUGGUGGCGCUGGUUCUACGUUGCAGCUAUGGGAUGUGAAAGGGGUGAUACCAUCAAGGCAUUUCCUUCAAUUUGUGAUUCGGGCAUUGGCUCCGUUGCCUUCUCCUCCAACGGCUCUGACGUCGCUUCCGCUUGGUCCGCUCAAAGGACAUACUGAACAAGUCACUUCGGUCACCUUCUCCCUGACCACUCGCACCUCGCAUCGGGGUCAUGCGACAACACGAUUCGUAUCUGGGACGUACGAACCGGCCAUCCAAUUGGCCGUCCUUUUACGGGUCAUACAAGUACGGUCAACUCAGUCUCGACUGACUAUUCUUGGGCCGCUCACAACACAUUUGGACUGGGUUACCUCUGUUACCUUUUCUCCUAACGCUGCUUUCAUUGCUUCCGGAUCAUGGGAUAAGAGCAUUCAAGUGUACGAUGCGCUCACCGGCAGCACAGUUCUCGGACCUCUACAGGGGCAUAUCCACUACGUUAAUUCGGUUAUAUUCUCUCCUGAUAGCUCCCAUCUGUUCUCUUGCUCGGACGAUGGGACGGUCCGCUUAUGGAACGUGCAAGUCGCAGUCGCACCCGCCCCCCUAUCGCCGUCUUGGGGCCUUUCUGGUCCUUUUGGGUCCGUCAGAUACUCGCAUAAUGGGCUCCGAAUCGUCUCUGGCUCUCAAGAUGGAACAAUUCACAUAUGGAAAGUGCAGACAGGAGAGCUAGUCCUGGGGCCGCUGAGUGGCCACGACGAUGCGAUUUCGUGCGUUGGCUAUUCACUAUGCGAUAAAUAUAUCGCAUCUGCUUCACUGGACGACACUUUGCGCAUCUGGGACUCAGAGACCGGAAAAGAUAUUCAUGGACCAAUCCAAGGACAUAACGACAGCGUGCGCUGCAUACGGUUUUCUCCGGCCGAAACAGUGGUCGCAUCAGGCUCAGAUGACGGCUCAAUUCGCCUAUGGGAUUUCAAGAGCGCGAAGUGCGUUAUGGUGCUAUUUAAAGCCGACUCACCGGUUUGGUCGGUCGGAUUCUCUCCUGAUGGCCAAUACGUUGCCUCUGGCUUAGGAGAUGGAACGAUAAGAGUGAUAGACAGAAAUACAGGCAACACUGUUGUCGGUCCAAUACAUGGUCACCGUAAAAGCGUCACUUCGAUUGAGUUCUCGCCAAACGGCACGCACAUCGUCUCAAGCUCUGAUGAAAGAUCAGUGCGAAUAUGGGACAGGCAGACUGGACGUCAGAUUCUAGUAUGUGGUGAGGGUGACAUACCACAUGACUCUUUCGUGAGCUGUGUUGGAUUCUCCCCUAACGGUCGGUAUAUCGCAUCUGGUUCUCCUAGGGGGGCUGUGCAAGUGUGGGAUGCUCAGACGGGGGACAUGAUAUUCAGUCCACACACGAGACACAGCAAAAGGGUACGAGACGUACAGUUCUCUCCUGACAGUUCACAUAUCGUCUCAUGCUCAUCCGACGGCACUAUCCGGUUCUGGAACCUAGUGGGCUGGGUAAUAAAUACGCCACAACCCGAGACAAUUGCAGAUAAAGAACAUGUAGUCAGGAAUAGUCGGGAUGGUAGCAAAGCAGCCAAUUCAUGGUCCCUCGAUGAUGAUGGUUGGGUAUUUAACCUGCAUAAUCACCGAUUGGUAUGGGUUCCAUCCGAUCUUCGUGUCUUGCUUCCCAUUCCUCCUCAUAACCUUGAUAUCCAGUGA
Molecule: messenger RNA, 4131 nt
Organism: Rhizoctonia solani
Lineage: Eukaryota; Fungi; Basidiomycota; Agaricomycetes; Cantharellales; Ceratobasidiaceae
Product: peptidase C14
Exons: 10
Coding region: 1-4131 (1376 amino acids)
Molecular function (GO): protein binding
Source: RefSeq, a predicted model, not a curated record